Messenger RNA from Physella acuta, 1659 nucleotides. RefSeq names its product trans-1,2-dihydrobenzene-1,2-diol dehydrogenase. NCBI's taxonomy places the organism in Eukaryota, Metazoa, Mollusca, Gastropoda, Physidae. Gene Ontology annotation, molecular function: nucleotide binding. The record is from RefSeq and is a predicted model, not a curated record.
CGCCCUUGGAUACGGCAGACUAUUUUGUAAUUUAAAAUAUGUGUCACAUAAAAAAAAAAGCCAAAAGGUCGAUGUUAAGUGGUACAAAAAGUGUUAUCUUUAUUUCUUAUCGCAAUGUCCCUACAGUACACUGCCUUACAGUUAGGAGCACAAAUCAUUAUAGUUUAUAGGACCGGCAAAGUGUAGGCUUACUCUUGUUACGCUAGAUCUAGAUUUAGAAAAAUCUAGAACAAAACACUUGGUUAUGGCGACUCGUUGGGGUAUUUGUGGAGCCGGCAAAAUAUCCUAUGAUUUCUGCCUGUGUUUAAAGGCUCUACCAAAAUCAGAACACGAGAUUGUUGCAGUGGCUGCAAGAGACAAAAAAAGAGCAGAGGAGUUUGCAUCACGCUUUGAUAUUUUCAACAGCUACGGGUCUUAUGAAGAGCUUGCUAAAGACUCUAACAUAGAUGUCAUUUACAUUGGAACCAUUCACACAAAUCAUGUGGAGAGCAGCCUUUUAUUUAUUAAUGCUGGAAAAAAUGUUCUUUGUGAGAAACCAAUGUCACUGUCUUUGGAAGGAUGUCAACGUGUUUUAAAAGCAGCAAAAGAAAAGGGUGUACUUUUUGUAGAUGCCUUCUGGAGUCGACAUUUUCCAGCCUACAAAUUUAUCCUAGAGCACAUCAAAUCCGGAGCUAUAGGAGAAGUUGUCAUGAUGCAAGCAACAUUUGCUUCUUUUCGAGAUGAUGCCAUAUACUUUGACAUGAACCGUGGUGGUGGAGCACUCAUGGAUAUAGGCUGCUAUCCAGUCCAAGCUGCCAACUUACUUUUUAAAGGAAAACCUGAGUCCAUUGUUGCUCAAGGAAGUAAAGCAGAAUCAGGUGCUGACAAAACUGCUGUGAUUUUACUCAAAUACCCUGGAGGCAAAUUUGCUUCCCUUUCCUACUCUGCUGAAACAAGUAACGGAGCUAGUCAUCUGACUAUCUAUGGAUCUCAAGGAACUAUUGUGGUUCCAGAUUGGUUUUGGUGCCCAACUAGAGUUGUACUCAAAGAGAAUCAAGUGAAAUAUUUUCAGCUCCCUGAUAUUCAGGACAUGGAUGGUAUGACAUACUCCAACUCUCAAGGCCUGACAUAUGAAGCAAAGGCUGUGCGGGAUUGUCUUUUGAAAGGCUUGAAAGAGUGUCCAGAAAUAACCCAUGAGGACAGUGAGACAAUUAUGUACAUCCUGACUGAGGUUCAGAAGCAGCUUGGAAUUAAAUACAACUACCCCUGAAAUUUUCAACAACUGGUUCAAUACAAACUGCUGAAAUCCUUUUAAACUUUAUUUGUUUCUAACAUUAUUUUGUGCUUCUUUACACUACUGGAUUACUAAGUAGUGGUAAAAAAUACUGUCCUGUUAGAUAUGUUUGAUAUGUAUUGAGGUCUUUAUUUUAUAAAUGCUAUGGAAUCCUUUUACUUUUAGAUAACUGAGAAAAGUAUCUGCUAUGACAAAAUUUCCCCAUCAGUAUGAUUGGGUAACUAGAAAGGUAUAAUGACUAUAAGGUGACUCAUUCUUUUGCUGCCUUUUGACAUGACUUACACAAACAAAGAGCAAAUAAUUCCAAUUCCUAUUUAUUUAUUUAUUUUUGUGUCUGCAUGAACUUUCAAAUUUUUAAAAUAUUUUUUAAUUGAAAUUAAAAUGUG